Vigna unguiculata (cowpea) is the source of this 1896-nucleotide messenger RNA. Its product is annotated as protein NRT1/ PTR FAMILY 5.14-like. Gene Ontology annotation, cellular component: membrane. Gene Ontology annotation, biological process: transmembrane transport. Lineage: Eukaryota; Viridiplantae; Streptophyta; Magnoliopsida; Fabales; Fabaceae. The record is from RefSeq and is a predicted model, not a curated record. Gene Ontology annotation, molecular function: transmembrane transporter activity.
ACUGAUUGUUCAAUUCCCGUCAAACUUUGAUAUCCAUGGCGCAGCUAGAAAACGGUUCAGAAAUAAACUUCUCAUUUGCUGGAAUGAAGAAUUUAGUUAACCGACUCCCUUCACCGUUCAACCUUAAGACCAUACCCGUCAUUGCUUUGAUUGCAUGCUACACCGUUAUGGAGUUGUUGGUGGUGUCUACUUUGGUGGAUUACUUGUCGGAUUCAGGGAAGGUGAAGGAUCUACGAAUAACUGCUGCUUUAAACAAUCUACAAGAUAGUCUAUCGUCUCUCCUUUUCAUUUUUGUUUCUCUGAUCUCAGAAGCAUAUACGGGUCCUUUCAAUAUGAUCACCGUUUGCUCUGCAGCUUCCAUCCAGGGUUUGAUGCUACUAUGGAUAUCAGCUUCUUCAGCAUUCCGUGCAGUCUAUGCAGCCAUGUUGUUCCUUGCACUAGGGAAAAGUGGUCAAAAGCUUUUAGAAAAUUUUCUAGAACAUCAGGAGGAAGCGACACUUAUUGAAGCAACAAAAAAAUGCGAAAUAGAAUAUGGAAGCACAAUAAAGAAAAAUGAGGAACUAUUGUUUUUUGUUGGAUUCCUGGCAAUAGUAUUUACAAGUUUUUUCAUUGAAUCUUACGAGGAACUAUUCAGAUAUUUAGCAGUUUCCAUGGGAGGGGGUUAUCUUCUAUUCCUCUUUGGAAGUACGAAGUAUAGGCACGAAAAAGUAGCUGUUGAAAGCAAUCUAGGGAGGAUCUUCAGAAUCUGCAAAGCAACUUGUGGGAGAAAAAAGUCAGAUUUUCCAGCCUCUAUAAUUCAACAACAAGAUUCAAGACAUCUUGAAGUAAGUCCCGACACGCAAGAAGGGGAUGGGAGAGUUUGCACGGUAAAGGACGUGAGGGAUGUGAAGAGCCUUGUUCCUAUGUUCCGCCUCUGCUUUGCCUUCUUUGCUUACAGUUUACUCGUGGCUACUGGGAACACAUAUUUUGUUGCACAAGCUAGCACCAUGCUAACAACCAAAGGUUUUGAUAUCUCUAAACUCUUUUUGAUCAAAACCGGCGUGGGAAAAGUGUCGCAAUUCAUCUGCUUUUUGAUCAUGGCAUGCUUGCGUUGUAUGAGAACUACAGAUUUUACGUCGAAAAGAUUUGCAGUCGGGACUUCGAUUAUAAGGAUUGUUUUUGGCAUGUUCUGUGCCGUAAUUUGCUGCUUGGUAGCACGGAAAGUGGAGUUUCAGAGAUUGUCUUUGCCUGUGAUGAUAGAUGAGAAUAACGGAGAACGGAUACGUCCAGUAAGAAUCACAGCCUUAGUUCCGCAGUUUAUACUUUUGGGAAUGACGGAGGCACUUGUUGAGGGCGGUUUAGAGAGUUUAUUUCUUGCCCACGUCGCAAAAUCAAUGCAGAGUUUUGUGGAUUCCUAUAGUGAAUUGGUGCAUAGUAUUGGCAAACUCUUCCUUAUUCCACUCGUCUUAACUUUCGGUGGCAGCUGGUUCAAGGAGAGUAUAGACACUACCCAUUUAGACAGGUUCUAUCUGAUGUUGGGAAUAUUGAACGCAGCCUUCCUCCUUGUUUUUAUAUACUCCUCCUUCAAAUACUCAUACAAGGGGAUAUGUUAUGAGGAUGACGAUGAUCAUCAACCUGAUACAGAGGCUUUCAAUGAACAAGGUAAUGUUGAAGCAGAUGUUGAAAAACACAGUGAAGACGAAGUUGAAGCAAAUGUUGAAGAAAACGAUCAAGACCAAGUUGGAGCAAAUGUUGAAGAAAAUAAAGUUCAAGUUGAAGCAAUUGUUGAAGAACUAGUUUAAGAUAACGAAAAGGAACAAAUUUUUGAAGAAAUUUUGAAGAACAAGAUGAAGAAAACCAUCAUGUGGUACUAUUUUGUAUUCUGAAUCUCUGUUUGAUUUUCGAUAUCUUCAUUGA